Cheilinus undulatus (humphead wrasse) is the source of this 1089-nucleotide messenger RNA. RefSeq lists its product as uncharacterized. The coding region runs from base 42 to 803 and encodes 253 amino acids. NCBI's taxonomy places the organism in Eukaryota, Metazoa, Chordata, Actinopteri, Labriformes, Labridae. The transcript is spliced from 4 exons. The record is from RefSeq and is a predicted model, not a curated record.
AAUAGAGGGAAAGGGGGCGUCCUCUCCACUGACAGUCCGCCAUGCUCACCCUGCUGCACCACUGUGGCCGAAACUUGCUGACUUUGAGGACGGUUCAGACAGUAAAUAAAAGUUUCUACACGACACAGAUGGGUAAGCGCGUGGCCGUGGUGUUGGCGGGCUGUGGAGUUUAUGAUGGCAGUGAAAUCCACGAGGCCUCGGCUGUUUUGGUGCACCUGAGCAGAGGAGGAGCGACUGUAAACAUGUUUGCUCCCAACAUGGAUCAGAUGCACGUUAUAAAUCACCUGAAAGGAGAACCAGCUGAGGAGAAGAGAAACGUGUUGGUGGAGAGUGCGAGACUGGCUCGUGGAAACAUCCAAGAUCUGUCUAAACUCAGUGUCACAGACCAUGACGCCAUUAUUUUCCCAGGUGGUUUUGGUGCAGCAAAGAACCUCUGCACCUGGGCUGUUCAGGGAAAGGACUGCUCUGUAAAUGAUGAGGUUAAGGCCACCCUGCAGGCGUUCCACGGUGCAGGUAAACCUAUCGGCCUCUGCUGCAUCUCCCCUGUUCUGGCUGCCAAAGUGUUUCCUGGCUGUGAGGUCACUGUUGGCAUUGAGAAGGAUGACAAGUACCCUGACACUGCUGGCACAGCAGAGGCCAUCAACCAGCUGGGCUGCAAACAUGUCAGUAAGAGUGUCACAGAGAGCCAUGUGGAUGGGAAGAACAAGCUGGUCACCACCUCUGCUUUCAUGUGCAAUGCUCCCAUACAUGAGAUCUUUGAUGGAAUUGGAGCAAUGGUGAAGGAUGUGCUGAAACUGGCUUGAAUGAAGUAGGAAAUAACAUCUGGUGCUGUUAUUUUAGAACAUUUAAUAGCAGCUUCCUGCUAUGCUGAGAUAUUUAUAGAAUUAUGCAUUAAAAUACUGAUUGAAAGCACUUCCAGAUACUCUCUAAAUAUAUUUGUAGUAGUAAUGUGUGCUACUUCACUUCACAAAUUCUGUUUUAUUCAGCCUAAGUGGAUUGUAUUCUGCUGCAUUGGAUCAAGAUAAAAUAAUUAAGUUCAGAAAAUCAAGAGCAACUUGAACAAAAAUUGCAAUAAAAUGAAAAAACAUC